CCUCCGGUUUGCACCGCUACCAUUCAGAUUUUGGCGUCGCAUUAGUUGAUAGGGUUAUCGAAGAUAUUAGAAUUGAACUAGAACAAAACAUUUUCAAGCAUAAUCAACGCCGUAUUGCUACUGUUAAAUAUAUCGGUGAACUUUAUAAUUAUCGUAUGGUUGAUUCACCUGUCAUAUUUGAUACUUU
This is a messenger RNA of Scutellospora calospora, 187 nucleotides long. The record is from the annotation of a GenBank genome assembly. NCBI's taxonomy places the organism in Eukaryota, Fungi, Glomeromycota, Glomeromycetes, Diversisporales, Gigasporaceae.